CCCAUCAGUGUUCGUGGUAAAAUGGCAGAAGCCAGUUCAGCACUGGAUCCGAACCAGUUCCGCUGUCAAAUCUGUCUGGAUCAACUGAAGGAUCCAGUGACUAUUCCCUGUGGACACAGUUACUGUAUGAGCUGCAUUAAGAGCUGCUGGGAUCAGGAGGAUUGUCUUGCAGUUUACAGCUGCCCCCACUGCAGACAAACCUUCAUACCCAGACCUGUUCUGUACAGAAACACCAUCCUGGCUGAAGUGGUGGAGAAACUGAAGAAGACUGGACUACAAGCAGCUACUCCUGUUGACCAUUAUGCUGGACCUGGAGAUGUGGAGUGUGACGUCUGUACUGGGAGAAAACACAAAGCUGUCAAGUCCUGCCUGGUGUGUCUGGCCUCUUACUGUGAAACUCACCUCCAGCCUCACUAUGAGUCCACAGCUUUUAAGAAGCACAAACUGACUGAUGCCACUGGACGUCUGCAGGACAAGGUCUGUUCCCAGCAUGACAAACCCCUGGAGGUCUACUGCCGUACCGACCAGCAGUGUAUCUGUUACCCCUGUACGAUGGAUGAACACAGAGGCCAUGAAACAGUCUCAGCUGCUGCUGGAUGGGUGGAGAGACAGAAACAAAUAGGAGAAACACAGAAGGAAUUUCAGCAGAGAAUCCAGACGAGAGAGAAGGAGCUGCAGGAGCUGAGAGAGACUGUGGCCUCAUUCAGAGGAUCAGCACAGUCAGCAGUACAGGACAGCGAGAGGAUCUUCACUGAGAUGAUCCGCUCCAUUGAGAGAAGACGCUCUGAGGUGACACAGCUGAUCAGAGAUCAGGAGAAGGCUGAAGUGAGUCAGGCUGAAGGAGACAUGGAGAGACUGAAGCAGGAGAUUGAUGAGCUGAAGAGGAGACACUCUGAGCUGGAGCAGCUUUCACACACAGAGGAUCACAUCCAUUUCCUCCAGAGGUGCCAGGGUCUUCCUGUUGUCCCUGAAGCUGGAUUUGGACCCAGAAUCUCCGUCAGUCCACGCUGCUCUUUUGAGAACGUGAGGAAGGUGGUUUCUGAACUGAAGGAUCAACUGGAAAAUGGUUGUGAAAAGAAAACAGCAGAGAUCCAUCACACAGGUUAAUAAAUAAAUACAUUAUUCUGUCUGUUCAUGUU
Messenger RNA from Paramormyrops kingsleyae, 1139 nucleotides. Lineage: Eukaryota; Metazoa; Chordata; Actinopteri; Osteoglossiformes; Mormyridae. The record is from RefSeq and is a predicted model, not a curated record.